This is a messenger RNA of Ipomoea nil (Japanese morning glory), 3645 nucleotides long. Its product is annotated as probable LRR receptor-like serine/threonine-protein kinase At1g74360. Gene Ontology annotation, biological process: protein phosphorylation. The transcript is spliced from 2 exons. The record is from RefSeq and is a predicted model, not a curated record. Gene Ontology annotation, molecular function: receptor serine/threonine kinase binding; ATP binding; protein kinase activity. NCBI's taxonomy places the organism in Eukaryota, Viridiplantae, Streptophyta, Magnoliopsida, Solanales, Convolvulaceae. Bases 225 to 3509 code for a protein of 1094 amino acids.
CACGUGCAUUUUUCUUCCGUGUGGUUUGGUCCAUAUUGCAGGCCAUCUGAAAUUCACCCACAUUUUCCUAGUUUCCCACUUCUCAUUUCUCAUAAUAUUCUUCUCCAUUUUUUUGGUUUUUCUCUUUUAACAUUCUCAAAUCAUCAUGCUACCUUAACCAGACGAAACUCAAGAACAACCCCAAAUUAAAGAGCAGAUUGGCGGGUGGAUGGUUUAUACAGAUCAUGUCACAACAGAAAACUGUUGAAAAUCUUUGUCUCGUCCCAGUUUUCAGUUUCUUUUUCUUGAUUGUUACAGCCCUUACAGGGGGGCUUGUGAGUGGAGAUUCCUUGGAGACAGACAAGGAUGUUUUGAUGAACCUGAAAUCAUAUAUUGAGAAUCAGAGCGCUGUUAACAGAGGAUCAAGAUGCACAAAAUGGAAUUCAACAGAUUUGUCACCCUGCAAUUGGCCCGGAGUUUUCUGCUCCGGGGGGAGAGUCACCGGACUAAACCUCUCCGGCGACUACCUGACCGGAAACAUGUUCCACAACUUCUCUGCCCUAACCAGCUUAACCUAUCUGGACCUGUCCAGCAACACGAUUGGCGGGGUCAUCCCAGAGGACCUGGGCAAGUGCCACAGCUUAAGAUUCUUGAACCUGUCACAUAACAUCAUUGAUGGGGAGCUCCAUCUGAGUGGGCUGGAGAGCUUGGAGGUUCUAGACGUGUCGUUGAACCGGUUUCACGGGGAUGCCGGGCUGGCUUUCCCCGGAAGGUGUGACGGUUUGGUGGUGGCGAAUAUUUCCGGCAAUAACUUCACCGGAGAGAUGGGAAAUGCCCUGGAAAAAUGUGGGAAUCUUAGGUAUCUUGAUCUGAGCUCAAAUAGUUUGAGUGGGGAUUUGUUGUUGUUCGGGUUUGAUAAUCUGAAAGAGCUUUCAGUGGCUCAAAAUCAUAUGUCUGGCGGGUUGCCCUGGUGGGUUUUCAACCAAAGUUGCAGCCUGGAAUCUCUGGAUUUGUCUGAGAAUAAAUUCUUUGGCGAAGUGCCUAAGGAGGUGUCCAAUUGUAAGGAUCUAAGUAUGAUAAACCUGUCUGGUAACAACUUUUCAGGGCCAAUUCCUAGUGAAAUUGGGUCACUUGAGAGCCUUGAGGGAUUGUACUUAGGAGGCAACAACUUUUUGAGACACAUUCCAAACACUUUAACCAGCCUGCCCAAAUUAGUGUUCCUGGACCUAAGCAACAACAGCUUUGGGGGUGAAAUUCAAGAAAUUUUCGGGGAAUUUAAGCAGGUCCGGUUCCUUCUGUUACAUGGAAAUGGCUACACCGGAGGGAUCGUCACAUCUAGAAUCACCGAGCUCGUGAACCUCUCGCGGUUGGACUUGAGCUACAACGAUUUCUCCGGUCCAUUGCCUGUUGAGAUCUCCAAAAUGACAAAUUUGAAGUUCCUGGUUCUUGCUUUCAACCAAUUCACAGGUCCCAUACCUUCUGAAUAUGGUAAUUUCCCGGGCCUUCAAGCCCUCGAUCUCUCGUCCAACGCCCUAAACGGAUCCAUCCCUCCAAGCCUAGGAAGGCUAACUUCACUCCUGUGGCUAAUGCUGGCAAACAACUCGCUCACGAGCGAAAUCCCACCCGAGCUGGGCAACUGCAGCAGCUUAUUAUGGCUAAACCUCGCGAGUAACAACCUUUCUGGUUCAAUCCCUCCCGAGCUAGCAAACAUCGGAGCCAACCCAAUGCCAACGUUCGAGUUAAACCGGGCUAAAGACAAGAUCACACCCGGAUCCGGGGAGUGCCUGGCCAUGAAGAGAUGGAUAUUUGCUGAUUAUCCCCCUUUCAGCUUUGUAUAUCCCCUGCUAACCAGAAAAAAUUGCAGAAACCUUUGGGAUAUGCUGCUUAAAGGGGCUGGAAUUUUUCCAGUUUGUGAACUUGGCUCUACUAUCCGUACCUAUCAAAUAACAGGCUAUGUACAACUUUCCGGCAACAAAUUCUCCGGUUUGGUACCACCGGAGAUCGGAAAAAUGAGGAAUUUCAGUAUGCUCCAUCUUGGGGACAAUAAUUUCCAUGGAAAUUUGCCAGCACAGAUUGGAGGAAUGCCAUUAAUAGUACUCAAUCUCACCCAGAACAAUUUUUCUGGGAAAAUUCCUCCUCAAAUUGGGAACAUCAAGUGCCUCCAGAAUCUUGAUUUAUCUUACAACGCUUUCAAUGGCGCAUUUCCCACUACCCUCAACAACUUAACCGAUCUCAACAAGUUCAACAUCUCUUACAACCCGGACAUCUUCGGGGAAAUCCCGGCGACCGGCCAGAUAGCAACCUUCGACAAUUGGUCGUUCCUCGGAGACCCUUUGCUGCGCCUUCCUUCCUUCAUCAACACCUCUACAAACGGUAAACCCAAACCAGAAAAUCCCAAGAAGCAAACGAAAACCAGCGCGGUUUUGGUGUUUGCCGCACUGGUGUCUGCUUCUCUGGUUUGUGGACUUCUUAUCCUUGUUGUCUGCCUCGCCGUGAAACCGCCAAAGGAUUCUCCGGGGUACUUCUUGGAGGCCUCGGCCUCUUCCUCGUCGCAAUGGGUAUCCUCAGACGAUGAUGUUAAGGUUAUCCGGUUGGGAAAAACAUCGUUCACCCACUCGGAUAUCUUAAAAGCGACGAGGGGUUUCUCGGACGACAGGAUCAUUGGUCGGGGAGGGUGCGGGACGGUGUACCGAGGAGUGUUGCCGGACGGGAGAGAAGUGGCGGUGAAGAAGCUCCAGAGAGAAGGCGUUGAAGGGGAAAGAGAAUUCAUGGCGGAAAUGGAAGUUUUGAGUGGAAAUGGUUUCGGAUGGCCUCACCCUAAUCUCGUGAUGCUCUAUGGGUGGUGCCUCGAUGGGGCUGAGAAAUUGCUGGUUUAUCAAUACAUGGAAGGUGGGAGUUUAGACAAUAUCAUAACAGAUAGGGUUUCAUUGCCAUGGCGAAACCGUCUAAACAUUGCAAUAGAUGUAGCAAAGGCCUUGGUGUUUUUGCACCAUGAGUGUUACCCUUGCAUUAUUCAUAGAGACGUCAAGGCUAGCAACGUGCUCCUUGAUAAGGCGGGACGGGCACGGGUCACGGAUUUUGGCUUGGCUAGAAUCAUGGACGUGGCCAAGACCCACAUCAGUACCGUCGUGGCAGGGACCAUCGGAUACGUGGCACCGGAGUAUGGACAAACGUGGAAAGCCACGACAAAAGGGGAUGUGUAUAGCUUCGGCGUGCUGGCCAUGGAACUGGCCACGGCUAGACGGGCCGUGGACGGAGGGGAAGAGUGCUUACUAGAAUGGGCGCGAAGAGUGAUGGGCGAUGGCCGGCAAGGAUUUAGCCGAGCAUCGCCGCCCGUGGCUCUCUUAGUGUCGGGGUUGGCAGAGGGGGCGGAGCAAAUGUGCGAGUUGUUGAGGAUUGGGAUUUGGUGCACGGCCGAGACGCCGCAUUUUCGCCCAAAUAUGAAGGAAGUUCUUGAUGUUUUGCUUAGGAUUUCACCCACUAGUACUAGGAAUUCUAGUCGAGGAUCACCUUCUGGUCCUUCAUUUUGAUGCAUUCAUUAAAUGUGAAAAGGUGUCAUAAUUUUUUGGUAUAAUUGAGGGGUAGGAUUUAGAUUGACAAUGGUAAUGUGUGUUAUAAAUUUAGGAGUUUCUUUGUGUGAAUUCUUGUAUUCUUCUCAUUCAAGAA